UACGAAAAAAAAAAAACGCCGGUUAUGCGCCAUUUUCUUCCGGGAAUUCACCGGGAAGAGAUUCAUUCAUUCGUAGUGCGACUGAUCUCCGACGAUUACGGAGCGGGCAAUGUCGGAUUUGUGUAGCAGAUGUUCCUUUUUUAAUUCCACAUUUGGUGACGUAUCUGCUGGCUGAAAAUUGAAACUUGAAAGGCCAUGAUGGCGGGACACGCCGGCGUGUUCGAUUUGGAGUUAUGUGAGCAUGAUGAGAAGGGCAACGAGCUCCUGAGUGACAGCGAUGACAUGCACGAAGAGGGUGCGGAGGGUGACAGCUAUCUCAGUGUUGGGUCUGAAGGAGCUUAUGAGUCAAUUGAAGUUGAAGAGGUAUCUCUUUCAGAGGAGACUGUGAAUCCAGGAAGAGAGAAAGUUGGACCAGAAGAUUUCCAGCUUCUUAAAGUACUAGGGAAGGGAGGCUACGGCAAGGUUUUCCAGGUUCGGAAAACGACGGGUAAAGACUCAGGGAAAAUAUUUGCAAUGAAAGUUUUAAAGAAGGCAAAGAUUGUGAGGAACCAGAAGGAUACGGCUCACACCAAGGCUGAGCGUAACAUUCUUGAGGCUGUGCAGCAUCCAUUUAUUGUUAACCUUCACUAUGCCUUCCAGACGGGCGGAAAGUUGUACCUCAUCCUAGCCUAUCUCAGUGGAGGAGAAUUAUUUAUGCAUCUAGAGAGAGAAGGAAUAUUUAUGGAAGAUACAGCAUGUUUUUAUCUAUCAGAGAUAGUUUUAGCAUUAGAGCAUCUACACAAACUAGGUAUCAUCUACAGAGAUUUAAAACCAGAGAAUAUUAUGCUUAAUAAACAAGGUCAUGUUGUGUUAACAGACUUUGGUCUGUGUAAGGAAUCUUUAGAAGAAGGGUCUAUGACACAUACCUUCUGUGGCACAAUAGAAUAUAUGGCUCCUGAGAUUGUAAGUCGGAGUGGACAUGGUAAAGACGUCGACUGGUGGAGUCUAGGGGCACUUAUGUAUGACAUGCUCACUGGAGGACCUCCAUUCACAGCAGAGAACAGAAAGAAAACCAUUGAGAAAAUUCUAAAAGGAAAACUCAAUCUACCUCCUUACCUCACACAUGAAGCCAGAGAUCUUGUUAGAAAGUUACUGAAGAGGCAUGUUUCGUCAAGGCUAGGCAGCGGUGUAGACGAUGCAACCAGAAUCAAAACACAUUUUUUCUUCAGAAAUGUCAGAUGGGAUGAUAUCCUAGCAAGGAAGGCAGAACCUCCUAUUACUCCUGCUGUGGUAAAUGAGGAAGAUGUGAGUCAAUUUGACUCCAAGUUUACCAAGCAGACACCAGUAGAUAGUCCCGAUGAUUCUAUGCUUAGUGAAAGUGCCAAUCAGAUCUUCCUAGGUUUCACCUAUGUAGCGCCCUCUGUGUUGGAGAGCAUGCAUCAGAAAGUCCAUCAUUUUACCAAAGUGCGGUCACCUCGUAAGAUUCCUGGGAGUAUAAGUCCUAGGUCUGCAAUCAGUCCUGCCAAGACACCUCAGACUCAAUUUGCCUUUGAUGAAGAUCUAUUGUCCAAGCCUUCUUCCAGCCACACUGCUGCUUCAGCUCAUCACAUCCAACCGAUAGAGGAAGCCAUGGACACCAGUGAUGCUUCUAACGCUACCGCAACGGCAACAUCAGGAUAUAGAUGAGGAGGAGUUGGGUAGAUAGGGAAAUUAGCUAGUGUAUAUCAUGAUUAGAUAGGCAGAAAUAAACUUUGAUCAAGGUUUGGACUGUGCCUUUUGGACGAUGAUCACCCAUGCAGAUCCUACGGUCAGUUGCCACUUGGGCUGCACGCAUCGUGUCUACUUCUAUUUGGUCUCAUCCUACGUAUACUAAUUCUGGUUUGUCUACAAAGAGUUCUUAUCAUAACCAUUUAACCUAAUUGCCACUUAGUGCAUGUAUCAUUUUAUCCAGUUUUCCAUUGAAACUAUACCAAUUUUGUCUAAUAUCCACUUGGUCCAACACUACUUAAUCAAUAAUGAUUAUAUGAGCUGUUAAAUAUUUGUAUGAUUAAGUAUGAAAAAUUGAAUAGAUGAAGUGGAAAUCAGACAAUCUGGGUCUUUGUCCAAGUGAAUUUAAAAUAAGUGAUGAUUGGACCAAGUGGCAAUUGGAUCAGAUUAAUACUAGACCAAGUGGGUUAAAACAUGAUAGCAUUAGACCGUCUGAUAAUGAGGCCAUCUGAUAAUAGACAAAGUGAUUACAAAGAGAAUGCUACAAACAAUAGCGUCGGCAUAACGUCAAGCAUAAAUUGGGCAGCCCUGCUUAUCAAAAUGUUUUCUGCUAUACUAAAUACACUUUUGUUAUGUGCCAUUAGGUCAAUUCUGGAUGAUUUUCCUCCUGUUUGUAUUAAUCCUACGUGGCAUCCCUUCUAAUGAAGCGAUCACCAACCGUUCACCAGUUGAUUCCUGCAUUGUGUCAUUCCUGUAGACUUUGGGAUUACCUGAUUCCAGGUAGCAAAAAAAAAUUGCCAAUCUGCGAGAAUGGGAAGUUAUUGAAUACGCAAGUUAUGAUUAGAACAAUGAUUAGAACAUCUCGGUUAUGACCGACUGUGCAGGAGGAUUCAAUUCAAAGACAAUCUAUACGCCACUCCAUAAAUCAGUGCCAGAAAUUGAUUAUCAAUGAUUAUGCUGAGGAUGGUUAAGAUGAUGAAGACCUGGAAACAGUCGUUGAUGCUUAUCCACUCAUUCAUUUCAUCUCUUGAUAAAAUAUUUCUCUUAAAAGUAUGUUCUUAGAUAUCAAGUAUUUGGUGGUGUACUUGAAACGGUUAAUUUUAUACACCAUCAGACAUAUUACCCUGUUACAUGAGCUGCUGUGAUGCAUAGAUUGUUAGUUCAGAGUUGGUCUUGCAAUAUAUUUUAAGUAUUUGAAAUGUCAUCAAGUAUGAUAAUUUAUGGCUUGUUGGAUAGUUUUGAGAUAGGGGUGCAAUUACUGAGGGAGAUUCAAGAAAUGGGCGAUAGCAUUUGUAAUAACACUAAAUCAUACUGUUGAAAACAGGUAAAAUGAAAGGAGGCAAAAUAUUUUACUGUUGUAUGCUCUCUGUAGAGUCUGCACUAUUCAUAAUCCUCUCCCUGUAUGAUUGGUAUGCUAUUUUUCAUUUCUUUUUAAAUUAAUUGGAGAAUAUGAAAAAAAAAAUUAUAUGCCCAAAUAAUUAAACUUGCAAUGAAGGCAAGCAUAAUGUCUGAGCAAGCUAAUCUUCUUCAAUUGAUGUGAUAUUGCUAAAUGCUUUCUCUAAGGCCUUGAUAAAGAACAUCUCAUUUGGAAUAGCAGAAAAAAAAAAUUUGUCAAAGGAGGUGAUAAAACCUGUAGUUAAUUGUAUCGCUAAGCUUUGUGUUACAGGAUCAGAUAAUUGCGAUGCCUCUGCAAUGAAUGCUCCAGUCGAGCCCGUACAUGACUGCUUCUCGUCGUUGCAUAACCCAUUUCAGUCAAAUACUUUGAAGUCUCCUCUCUUUUGUUGUUUUAUUUCUGUGUGCUCUUUUUUAAUCCAUUGGUUUAAUUUUUGUCAAUGGCUAUAUUAAAAAGUGUAGUGGUUUCCUGGUACACCAUGUAACCAAGAACACUUGUCUUCUUUGCCAUGGAAACCUUCAGAAGUUAUAUUCAAGUGAACACUUAUCAUACUACAAUUGCAGUUUUUCUAUGGCAUAGUCUGAACGCAUUUGUGUUCCGCCAAAUUUUUAUGUCUGAAAGAAAUAUUUGAGUUUAAAUUGCAAAAGUAAAAGACUGAAGAAAGUGCGUUUCAUUAAUUGUUCCGCAAAUAAGCUGUAAAUGUAAAGCAGUUUUAUGGAUAUAUGCUCCAUUUUGGUGGCAUAUAUGAAUGAAAGUCAGUUAGAUUUUAUGAUAACCUUUGCCUCCUUUGCUUUGAUUUUUACCAAUAUGACCCUUGACAAAAUGCAGCAAUAUUACUGUAAUAUUGUGAUAAGCGCCAAAAUUUUGCAGGGGAUCUUGCGGAUGUUUUGCACCGUCACUCAAAGUGUAUGACUAUGUUAUAUUCUUACGCAAAAGUCUUUGAUGUUUGAUGAUGAAUAUUGCUCUGCCUUUUGUACAGGAGAGAUGCAUAGGCUGUAUUGUAAUUAAGCAUCCUAGUUGAGGCCUGUUCAUGUAAUGCCCUGGUAAAAUACCACGAUAUUGCAUUAUUUUGAGGCGUAUAUGAACAGGGGUUUCGGAAAGUUCUUACUGAUGUGUGUUGAUAAUAUUUGUACUUGUAGAUGAUGGACACGAUAGAAGACUACUUUGAUAUUGCAGUUUGAGUGUACAGUGUAGUUAAAUAUAUUUAUGCUUCCUAUUGUACACUUCUGGGGGGUGUUUCACAAAGAUUUAAGUAUGACUUAGAGUCACGCUUAAAUGUCUGUUUGCGUGCGGUAUGAAAGCCAUGACUGCAUUGGUCAGAUCAUGCGAAUAGGACACGCACUACCGCGUAUUGAUCAAUAAGAUUGUGCGUUACAUAUCUUGUACGUGUCGGCAUUUAAGUGCAACUUAAGUCAUACUUAAAUCUUUGUGGAAACCCUCCCCCCACUGGUUGUAUGAAUUUCAUUUGAAAGAGAGACAUGACACAUCAUUUUAAAUGCAGUGAAAAUGAAGCGAAUUCUGGUGGGUGUUUAAUAAAGUUGUUUGUAACUUACAAGCAACUGGUUACCAUUUCUAAGGUACUGAAUCAACACAAAUAAAAGUCUAGGGCCUCGUUUCAUGAAACUUGUUACAAUGAAACUUGUUACAAUAACAAAGUUGUGAUAACAGUUAAAGGCUACUAAAAUCCUCCAAACUGAUUGGCUAAUUGAAAAUUUGAUAUAGAAACUGUUCAUUUGUUACUAUAACAAGUCUUUAUGAAACAGAAACCUGGGGGUGUUUCACAGAGAUUUAAGUAUGACUUUAGUCGCACGUAAAUGCCGAUGCAUACGUGAUAUGCACCACGCAAUCUUAUUGAUCAAUACGCAUUAGUGUUCCUCUUGGCAUGAUCUGACCAAUGCGGUCGUGCCUUUUAUAACGUGCGCAACUAGACAUCUAAGUGCGACUCUAAGUCAUGCUUAAAUCUUUGUGAACCCCCCCCCAGGUGUAAAUAAUUUAUCACACGAAAGGGUCACCAGUCAUUUGUAAAGUUGCUCGCAACACAAAAAUAGGUUAAUGAAACACCCACCUGAUUGCCCUGCCAAACAAAUACUGAUAUUGUAUUUUUAGCAGUGGAUUGAUUGUGGAGAGAAUUUAUCUUAUCUUAAUAUUCAAAAUGACAUUUUUUUUAUAAUACUUUGUAUACCCCUACCACUCCUACCUACCUUCUUUCUAUUAUAUUCUUUGUUUCCCAUUCAUAAUAAUCUUUGUUUCCCAUAUAUAAUAUUCUUUGUUUCCCAUACAUAAUAUUCUUUUCCCUCUCUUUCUCUUUGUUUCUCUUUUCUCUUUCUUUGAGUAAUCAUUGUUUCAUCUUCAACUUUAUUUUUUUUCUGUCUCUAUCAUCUUUCCCAAAUAUAUCUCUCAUGGACUAUUUUCAAGCUGUAGUAUCUCCAAAGGUAGCGUCAAACAUCUUAAUAGAAUGUUGAGACAUUAAACAGAUCUGAAAUUAGUAGCUAGUAAUUUUCAAGCAUGUACUCAAUAUUGCUCAAACUGUAGCAUGACAUUGACAUGAAUAAUGUAAAUCUAUGCAUAACUUUCAUAAAUAUAUUAAAAACUAAGUUAUAUUUAAAUUAUUCUGUGACGUAUUGAAUGCAUUGUAGAAAAUUGAGAGCUGUGAGUGAUUUGAUAAUUCACAAGCGUUGAAGUCAGGUAUGCUAAUUAUGAAAUUAUACAGUGAUAUUUUACCAUUCUGAGACAUUGAUACAUGUAUAUAUAUAAACAUUCAUUCACAAUUAUACAUACACAUGCACACACAUACCCUUAAAUUCCUUCCCAAGAUCUAGUUGAUUUGAAUGAAGAUAAGUACAAUAAAACAAAACCAAAUGGUAAAAAUUGCAUAGGAAGGUGAUGAAACACAACAUGCCAGACAUAUUUUUUAAUGUGUUGGGUACUACAUUGCUAUUGUAAUGGCAUAUUAUGGUAAUAAUUCAGGGGUAAAUCUUGUACAGCAAACUACUUCUUCAGUUUUGACCCAAUGCCUGAGAGACGUGGUGUACACAUUGGUCUUUGAGUGAGCUUGUCAGAAAAAUGUGUUUCUAUGGCUAUGACAUGGUGUUGCCAUGGAAAUUAUAUGACAUCAGGAUAUAUCUUCUUCAUGUGUGUAGUCGUUAUUACAGGGCAAUGAAUUAACCACCUUCAUUGAUAUUUCUAGUUUUAUUAAACAAAUCAACUUGAUCUUGAGAUGGAUCUUAAAUGCCAUACAAAAUGAACAUCCACAGUGUGUGAAAUGAGAAAUACAUGUAUGUUCUUUAAUUAAAGAUGUGAUUUAUUAUUAGCGUAUACUUGGAUUAAUUGUACACAGUUUUACUUUCUUCUAUGUUAUAUUAUAUUGUAGUAGCAGUUGAGGGAAUCUAUUUUUGUCAUAUUUUAGUUUAUUUGUAUAAAGAAAAGUUAGCAAUUGUGUCCAGGUUUUGUAUGCUGAAGCAAUCUAUUGACAAUUGGUGAUUUAAAAGUAGGUGUGGACAGCUGGUGUUUAGCUGAUUUUUACACCAGAACCAAACUUGAUGAAAGAUUUGGGCUGAGGCUGAUCUCACAAGGUGUUGAGUUCUCUUUAAUUGAUUUGAUGUGUUGGAGCUAGAUUAGGCAGCCUGAUUGAUUUUCUCUACACCUACACCAACACCAAACCCAUUUGAGGUGUUAGAGCUAGAUUAGGCAGCCUGAUUGAUUUUCUCUACACCUACACCAACACCAAACCCAUAUGAGGUGUUGGAGCUAGAUUAGGCAGCCUGAUUGAUUUUCUCUACACCUACACCAACACCAAACCCAUAUGAGGUGUUGGAGCUAGAUUAGGCAGCCUGAUUGAUUUUCUCUACACCUACACCAACACCAAACCCAUAUGAGGUGUUGGAGCUAGAUCAGGCAGCCUGAUUUAUUUUCUCUACAUCAACACGAAACCCAUGUGAGGUGUUGGAGCUACAUUAGGUAUCCUGAUUGAUUUUUCUUUUCACAACACCAAACCCAAAUGAGGUGUUGGAGUUAGAUUAGGCAGCCUGAUUGAUUUUCUUUUCACCAACACCAAACCCAUAUAAGGUGUUAGAGCUAGAUUAGGCAGCCUGAUUGAUUUUCUCUACACCUACACCAAUACCUAACCCGUAUGAGGUGUUUUCCUCGAUUUUGAUUGGCUGAGAAGCAGUGUUACUGUGGUAACUUUCGAAUCAAAUGGAAUUUGCGAGAAAUACUUCUGACAAGUCCAACACCUUGAGGACUAAGCUCAACCCAAAUACAGUUUUAACUCUGUUAAAUGUGGUCUAUCAUAUAAAAACAUCUUAUUGUUUAGGUUUACCUUUGUAAAAUUUUUUGUUUAAUCCAAGAAUGUGCAUUCUAUCAUAUUGAACAAGUUUCCAAGGUUAUAUAUGCAGUAUGGCAUUCGUUCGGAGUGUACAAUGUAACAAAAACAUGGAAAUAUGGUAAUAUUAAUCUACAUUGACAGCCCAAUAGACAAUAUUGGAUACAUGAUCACAUCUCACAAUAGUGCAAAAAAUAUAUACAUAUUUUUUAAUUUGUAGGUUUUGUGUGUUUCAAGUGACGGAGUCAACAAAAGUUACGAGGCUGCUUGGGAAAGUUUUCUCCCAAAGUCUUUGUACAAGUGAUUGUCCAGAGGCCGAGGCUGGCAAAAGACGGCCUUGAUGCCGGCCUUAAUAGAAAACAAACCCACAUCUAUGUAGAUGUGCUUGUGUUACGAUGGUGAGACAUAACAUGAAAUAUGAUAGGAUUU
Messenger RNA from Lytechinus variegatus (green sea urchin), 7829 nucleotides. RefSeq names its product ribosomal protein S6 kinase beta-1-like. Gene Ontology annotation, biological process: signal transduction; protein phosphorylation. The transcript has 15 exons. The record is from RefSeq and is a predicted model, not a curated record. Bases 196 to 1665 code for a protein of 489 amino acids. Gene Ontology annotation, molecular function: ATP binding; protein serine/threonine kinase activity. NCBI's taxonomy places the organism in Eukaryota, Metazoa, Echinodermata, Echinoidea, Temnopleuroida, Toxopneustidae.